AUACCUUGGAGUCAAAUGCAAGUUGCAACAAUCAAAUAAAGGGGCAGCGUGUUGCUGUAAUGUCGCAUUGAUCCUUGAGGAGGAAUCCUUCAGAAGGAAGCCUUAGACCUGACGUACUUCACCACCAUCCUUACACGCCUACACCCUUUCGCUCAGAGCUACUGUGAACAAAAAUACCCGUGUAUAAUGUGAACAAUCUUGCUUUAUAAGUUGCUUUAAUUGUUAUGUCGCCCCUCUAAAGGACAUCGAACCGCGGAAGACACCCAGGAUGACGCAGCCAACUAGGGCGUAUGAUGCCCUUUACGACCCUACCUUUACCGUGGCUGGGCCCCGCGACCACUAUCGUCAACAAACGUUGGGUGGAGGUUUUAACAUUGAGCGGGCGCCGGUAUACAAUAACUUUUUUUCGGAGCUGCCUCAUUACCCACCCUCAACGCUCAGGCUCAAAAACCUUGAUCGGCUGCCAGCGUUCGUGGAUCGUAACUUCCAUCCGCAGCCUCAUGAUCCAUCGGAUAUCCAGGAACGCAGCGACGCGCUGGCGGUAUCCGGACCGCACCGUCCCAAAUACUUCCGUAGGCCGCUGCUGGCCGCAGCCGAAAUCCAUGUCAAGCAGUCCCCGGGCCCCUUACCUCCCCUCCCUCAAUACCAGGACCUCAACGCCACAGCACCCGCAAUCAUGUCAGAACCCCGCAGCAAAACCAUUGGCACGCAGUCCGACUACCGUGAAAAUGAAGCGCAAACAGCGCCCUGGGAACCGGGCUACGUCAUCCCAGAGCACCCCACCGCCAAGCAGCAGGCCCUGAGUCGCCGCCACCACACAGAAGGCCCGGAGGUACUACAACUCCGCGACAUGACCUUUGGCGACGGCCUGCCAGCGGGGUUGCAGGAGGUGACUCGCAUCGACAAGAUGCGGGCCAAGCGCGCAUUUGAAGCAACGCUGCCGCCCAUCGAUGACGUGGCUCGGCUGCCGCUGCGUCAGAAGAUGAUUGAGGAGUGGGAGAGCCGCGAGUGGGCGGAGCGCGAGGAGGAGAUUCUGGAGGUGCAGGAGCAGCGGCUGGCGCUACUGGACAAUGCGUUGCAGGUUCGCGAGGAGGAGCUGGAGGAGGAGCACCGGCAGCGGGUGGAGGAGCGCAAGCAGGCCACGCUGGAGGCCAAGGCGGGCAUCUUCGCGGAUGUGCAGGCCACACGUAUCAAGACCAUGCGGCAGCUCAUCGAGAACCGCAAGUACGUGGAGAAGCACCGCAAGCUGCACCGCCCGCCCAUCGUGGAGCGCUACGCCAACUUUGGCAGCGGCACCUACGCGCCGCUGCAGCGCGAGGGGCGCUUCCCGGAGUCCAAGCCGCUGGGGCAGGAGAUCGAGACGGAGGGCUACGAGCCCAGCACGCUCAAGGGCGUGGUGGAUCUGGAGAACUUCCUGCCGGCCCGCCUGCUGAACCCGCGCAUGGAGGCGCCCAAGCGCCCCACCCGCCUCAACUACACCCAGCGCAAGGAGGCGGCCAUCCAGCGCGAUCUAAAGUCCAUCAACGACCUGCUCGACACCUCCAAACUCACAGCGGGCAGGGGCUACGGAGACUGCUGGCCGGCGCCGCUAAAGGACGAUGCCGGCGGGGGCGGCGGCGGCGCCAGCAGUGGCGCCGCUGGCGGGGGUGCCGGUGCUGCUGGCCCCCCGAUUGCGCGGACUCCCAGCAUGCCUGGCACUACCAAGAGCGUCGGAGGGCUCAGCAGCUACGGCGGGGCCGCUGCAGCAGCUGGUGGCGGCGCCGGAGGCGCCGCGGCUGCCGCCGCCGCCUCCGGCGCCGGCGCCUCCGCUGCAACCUCCAGCGGCGGCGGCAUGCUGGGCGGCGCGUCGCCUGCUCGGCGGGUUGUUCGUGCGGUGGAGCGGCCGCCCACGCCCGAGCUCCCGCAGCCCGCCACGCUGCAGCAGCCCCAGCACGCCGCGGUGGUGCUGCUGCAGCGGCUGCUGCGCGGGCGGGCGGCGCAGAACAUCAUGUACGAGGGGCGCAUGCGGCGGCAGGAGCUCAUCGACGAGCUGCGGCUGGCGGAUGGAUUGAGUGCGGACGGAAGGCGGCUAUACGGCAAGCUGAUCCGCCGCCCCGAGGACCGCGAUGCAGCCACCAUUCGCGUGGACGCCCUCAUGGGCUCCGCGGUUUCGGAGCUCUGCGCCAUCCUUUCCGAAACCGACCCCGACAAGCGAGAGGUCAUGCUCGCAGCCCUGGGCAUCUCCCGCACCCACACCGCCGCCGUCGCCGCCGUGGCAGCGGCCGCAGCCAGCAUCACAGCCGCCGUACAGGGGGGCGCUUCGGGCGCCGACGCUGCGUCUGUCGCCGCCGAAUCCGGCGACAGCGGCGGCGGCGAAGCUGCCGCCGCCGCCGCCGCCCGCCCCGCUGCUGCCGUCAUUGACUUGACCAGUCUUGGCAUCACCGUUGAUCAGGCGGAGGAGGCGGUGGUUCGCAUCCAGGCUGCGUGCCGGGGUCACCGAGCGCGGAAGGAGGUGGCGGCGAUGCGGGAGCGCGGGGAGGCGUUGCGGCGGCUGAUGGCUGAGGUGGAUGAGGAGAAGGUGGUGACCUGCCAGGCCGCCAUCCGGGGCUACCUGGACCGGAAGAAGGUACGGGAGCUGCGGGAGGAGAGGCAGCGGGCAGUGGAGGGUGGCGCUGCGGAGGAGGAGGAGGAGGAGGAGGAGGAGGGGGCAGGAGCAGCGGCAGCAGCAGGAGAGGAGGGGUCUGCUGAGGAGCAGGCGCCGCAGGAGUUCGACCCCUCAUCCUACACGGAGGAGCAAGUAGCGGCGGUCACACGUAUCCAGGCGGCGCAACGUGGCGCGCUGGCUCGCAAGCAGGUAGCAGCCAUGCGGCAACAGCUGCAGCAACCUGCUCUAGACGACGACGCUGCAGCGGCUGCGGAGGUACGGUCUGACUACACGGUAGAGCAGCAGGUGGCGGUGAUUCGCAUCCAGGCGGCGGGUCGGGGCUUCCUGGCUCGCCAGCAGGUGCGGGCGCUGCGGGAGGGACGCGAGCAGGAGCGGCUGCAGGCGCUCAUGCAGCAGCAGCUGGCACUGCAGAGCAGCGCGGAGGGC
This is a messenger RNA of Astrephomene gubernaculifera, 3070 nucleotides long. The record is from the annotation of a GenBank genome assembly. NCBI's taxonomy places the organism in Eukaryota, Viridiplantae, Chlorophyta, Chlorophyceae, Chlamydomonadales, Astrephomenaceae.